Messenger RNA from Jatropha curcas, 539 nucleotides. RefSeq names its product Cox19-like CHCH family protein. Lineage: Eukaryota; Viridiplantae; Streptophyta; Magnoliopsida; Malpighiales; Euphorbiaceae. The record is from RefSeq and is a predicted model, not a curated record.
UUAAUACACAGAGCACAUUGUUAAUCGCCGUUGACUAUCAGUCCGACCACUUUUACUUAGGUUACAAGCGCCAGCGUUUGAGACAACGGCCGAUAAAGAAAAUGAACCAACAAUCGCCAGCGCAGCCACCGCUUCACCAGAGCGACGCUGACGAUGACGACGAGAACGUCAAGCAGCUAAAAGAAUGCUCCUCCCUCUACCUCUCUCUGCAGGAUUGUCUCAUCGACAACAAUAGGAAUUGGAAAUCUUGCCAAAAAGAAGUCCAAGCUUUGAAGGCCUGCAACGAGAAGAGGAAGAAUGACAGAGGAAAGUGAAGAUAUUUCAAUAUAGGAUCUUUUUCUUCUUUUACUUUAUUGAUGACAUUCUUUUCCCCAACAGUGAUGAAGAAUUUUGCAACGUUUCUCACCUGAAAAUUCAAUUUAACGCCUUGAUUAGUGUGAACUUACAAAUUCUGAUCCUUUAUGGCUUUUGUUUUGGGGGAAGAACAAUUACAAUUGCGUGUAUGGAUUAAUGCUAAUCAGCUUGAACUUGUCGUUUAA